This is a messenger RNA of Lacerta agilis (Sand lizard), 1859 nucleotides long. It is a transcript of the gene SLC25A39, whose product is annotated as solute carrier family 25 member 39. Lineage: Eukaryota; Metazoa; Chordata; Lepidosauria; Squamata; Lacertidae. Gene Ontology annotation, biological process: mitochondrial transmembrane transport. The record is from RefSeq and is a predicted model, not a curated record. Bases 280 to 1362 code for a protein of 360 amino acids. The transcript has 12 exons.
GUACUGCUGGAUCCACUUCCGGGGCGGCUGCAGUGACGGGACGACGUCCCGUCCUCUGAGUCCUCGGUCCUGAAGGGGGUUUCCUUCUGGUGCCUCGGUUUCAAAAGCCGCCGCGAUCCGUUUCUUUCUUUUUUAAAAAAAAUAAAAAAGGCCCGAGAAGGCGGCAAAUGGGCUUCCUGAAAGGCGCCGUUGUUUUGGGUUCGCGCUGGGCCUUCCCGAGGGCGCCCGUCGUUCCUGGACGGAGCUGGGAGACGAGCAGCACGUGGUUGGGAUGAGUAGAUGAGCAGCACAAUGACUGAAAAUUCAUCUGGGAAUAUGCAGGGGGGCAUCACCCCCAUGCAGCAGAUGCUGGCAUCUGGAACUGGGGCCCUCUUCACCUCUCUUUUUGUCACACCCUUGGAUGUGGUGAAGAUCAGAUUGCAAGCUCAGAGGACACCUUUCUCUAAAGUGUUUUCAGUACAGUCUAUGCCCUGGAGCAUUCAGCAGCCCAAAUGGAAAUGUUUCCUUUACUGCAAUGGCCUCAUGGACCACCUAUAUGUGUGUCAGAAUGGAAACAGCUGCACAGCCUGGUAUAAGACGCCUACUCGCUUCACAGGCACUUUGGACGCUUUUGUGAAGAUAAUACGCUAUGAGGGCAUCCGAUCCUUAUGGAGCGGCCUUCCACCCACCCUGGUGAUGGCUGUCCCUGCCACUGUGAUCUACUUCACUAGCUACGAUCAACUGCGCGAUUUAUUGCGUGCCAAGUUGGACAGCCAGGCACGGUACAUACCACUAGUGGCUGGAGCUGUUGCUAGAUUGGGUGCAGUGACAGUGAUCAGCCCCUUGGAACUCAUCCGAACAAAGAUGCAAUCCCGACAGCUGAGCUACCGGGAACUGCGUGUCUGCAUCCAGACUGCUGUGGCCCAGGACGGAUGGUUCUCUCUCUGGAGGGGCUGGGGGCCCACAGUUCUGCGGGAUGUUCCCUUCUCAGCUCUGUACUGGUAUAACUAUGAACUGGUGAAGGACUUGUUGUGCACCCGAUUCUGUCUUACCGAGGCCACCUUCAUGGUCAGCUUUGCGGCUGGUGCCAUUUCUGGCACGGUGGCUGCUAUCCUGACGCUGCCCUUUGACGUGGUGAAGACCCAGCGACAAAUUCAGCUGGGAGACAUGGAGACACUCCAAGUUGCUACUCCCAGAUCCUCCUCCACCUGGCUGCUUAUGCAGAAGAUUCGAGCAGAAUCUGGCACCCGAGGACUCUUUGCAGGUUUCCUGCCUCGGGUGAUCAAGGUGGCCCCCGCCUGCGCCAUCAUGAUCAGCACAUAUGAAUUUGGCAAGGCCUUCUUCCAGAAAAUGAACCAGGAGCGGCAGCUUGACAACGUAUGAAGGCCAUGGAAAGAUCCUCCCAUUUUUCAGACGGACCAAAGCCACAUUGGUGGCAGGGAGAAAGGACAUAAUAUUUCAGAAGAGUGAAAGAGGAAAAACAAAGUUUGUGAACUCGUGGUCUGAGUAAGGUGGAUCCAGUGGUGGUCACUGUCAGUUAAGGGUUGAGAAGACCAUACCUAGGAAACAUUUUGUUCUCUUUCCUUGUAGGACGUGUCUCCUGUCAGACAAAUCCCAGGUGCCUUCCAGCUCGCUUCUACCCUCCUCCUCCUCCUCCUUUCCCUUUUGCUGGGGAGCAGCUCAGUGAUUUGAAUCUCUUAGCUGCUGCACUCCUUGCCCCCUGCCUCCCCACCCUAGAGCCAUUGUUACAUUUUGCUGUUGGGAUGCUGUAAUGUUCGGACCUUUGUACGCCUUUCAUCUGAAGAGCAGAACGUUCUCUUUAGCCUUGCCCAGAAUCAAGAGAAUCUCUAGCUACAACGGGCUGCCUGUAAGGUCCCAAA